Messenger RNA from Trypanosoma rangeli, 1854 nucleotides. RefSeq lists its product as uncharacterized. Lineage: Eukaryota; Euglenozoa; Kinetoplastea; Trypanosomatida; Trypanosomatidae. Gene Ontology annotation, biological process: proteasome-mediated ubiquitin-dependent protein catabolic process. Gene Ontology annotation, molecular function: ubiquitin-protein transferase activity. The record is from RefSeq and is a predicted model, not a curated record. The transcript has a single exon. Gene Ontology annotation, cellular component: cytoplasm; nucleus; GID complex. The coding region runs from base 1 to 1854 and encodes 617 amino acids.
AUGAAUCCUGCCACGCAAGAUGCCAUCGAGACAUUGCGGCAGCUUCAGAAGCUCUCUAGAGAACUCCAACCGGUGAAGACGGCUUUGGCGGCACUAGUCAAACGUGAGCAGACAAAUCCAAACCCUUUAGCAGCAGCUGGAUCGCUGGAUAAAAUUGCGUCACGUGUGCUUAAUGUUUUUCGAAAGUACAGUGCCUUCUUUGAUCGGGCAUCCUUACUCUUGGAGCAUGAGCUGCCUCGUCUGCAGUGUAUGACGCCGCUUCUAGGGAUCAAAGAGGAGGAUGAAAAGAGGUCCACCUCUAACGUCCCAAAGAAAGAUGAUGAUGUUGCACAUGAUGCGUUUCGUUACGUUUGCUCACCAACGAUGCCGCAUAUAUUAAACAGGGCGAACUAUUAUAUAGUGUGUAGGAUGUUGCGUCUGCGCAUGGAGAUGGUUGACUACCUCAUCGCCACAGACCGCCAUCAGCUUGCGCGUCACGUUGCGGACGCCUACGGACUACCACUGUUUUGGUUUCCAACGCUUAUAUCACUAUUACUUCCUCCGCUUCCGCCAAUUCAUGGCGGAAGUAUCAGCGGCGCCAACACCAACGACAGCGCUAACGUCAAUAAUAAUUUAUAUGAUAAUCAGGGUAGGAAGUUGCAAUCCCUGCAUACCUUUACUUUUCUCACAGCGAGCCCGUCACAUUCCCAACAAGAGGAGCAGGGUGCAGCCUCCACUACGGUGGCGCCAGAGCACAUUGCCAUUCAGUGUAUUGAAGCACGACAUUCCGUCACUGAGGCCAUCGCGUACUGUGAGGAGCGACUUUUACCUGCAGCGGAGCGCAUUGAUGACAAGCGACGGCAAAAAGUUUUGGCGAUGUUGCAUGAUCUUUUGGUGGAACUCCAUGCUACAAGGCUGUUACAAAUUUUCCGAGAUGGAACAACCCCCGAACAGGCUGUUCUUCAAUACAUUGUAGCCCACCUUGUGCCACAUGCAUCACGGAGGUCAGCUUUUGUGCAAGCCAUUAUCAGUGCUGCAACACCGCAGAAUGAGCCCUACAGCUCUUCAGGAAUAAAUGCAGAGAAACCUUCGACAAGUGGCUGUGAAGAGCGUUGUGCGGCGAUGUCAAAAGCAAAAAGUUUGCUGUCAAAGAAGAACGAAGAGUCAGCACGUCUUGUGGCCUGUAUGAUGUCUGUAGAAGGCUACCACAAGCUUGCUGUGUCGUUUCACAAAGUGGCAAUAUUACUUGGAUCCCAACUUCUCUCGGUCAGUGAAGCCCUUGGAAGGUUUCAAGGUAAAGAAGGAGGGAGUGACGAAACGGGACGUGAUUGGACGCACCCGCUACCGGAUCUUGUGACGCGCGUGGUGGCAACAGCUAUAUUUUUGAAAGACGAGUACUUUGAUCGCAUGGUACUGGAACGACGUGCCGCCGUCUCUCCACUCGACCCGCCUAUUCUUAAAACUCACCUAAACACGCAAUCUGGUUCUGUCGCAUUUGAUCAAUCGAUGAUGACUCUGGUGGAAGAGACGCUUCGUAGUACCCUCAUUUCGGUUCGAGGUAAUGAAGACACCGGUACAGUGCCACUGACAGCGCAAGAACUUCUUGAAGCGGAGGAACGCUGGAGCAACGAUGUACUCUUUAUCAAACGCCCCACACGCUUUUACUGCUACCUGACAAAGGAAUGCCUUGAUGGUGGGACAGGUGGAAACUACCCAAUUGCACUUCCGAAUGGAACUGUUCUGUCUAAGCUGGCUGUCAUACAGUGUUGUAUGAAGAAAAACAGUGAAGGUGAUCGUUCUCAGAAUUUCGUGGUGUGUCCACGCACAAAGGAAGAGUUUUAUUUUUCAUCGUUGAGACGUAUAUUUGUCACAUGA